AUGGCGUCCGUUGCUCGCUGUGCGCUUCUCGCAGCUUCUGUGGCAGCACUCGUACAUUGGGCGUCCGCAGCCACUGCGCAGAACUUCCAGCGACCGGCAUUCUCGCUGACCUCAGAGUCGACGAACUACAUGGGGACGUCAAACGGCACCAUCGAAAACGGCCCGCUGGUGCCCCGAGCCGCUCUUCGAUCGCACGAUGCACGAUGCUCUGUGGACGUGGAUGCUCAGGACGUGAAGAGCGAGAGUGCGCGCGCCUGCCCGAAUGUUCCGGAGGCGUUCCCUGUCGGAACCGAAGACGCCCCCCUCGUUGUCCCAGAGCGCGAACACAAAGACACCACAGGAGCAGGAGCGUGA
Laetiporus sulphureus 93-53 is the source of this 354-nucleotide messenger RNA. RefSeq lists its product as uncharacterized. The record is from RefSeq and is a predicted model, not a curated record. The coding region runs from base 1 to 354 and encodes 117 amino acids. The transcript has 2 exons. NCBI's taxonomy places the organism in Eukaryota, Fungi, Basidiomycota, Agaricomycetes, Polyporales, Laetiporaceae.